Molecule: messenger RNA, 1341 nt
Organism: Porites lobata
Lineage: Eukaryota; Metazoa; Cnidaria; Anthozoa; Scleractinia; Poritidae
Source: the annotation of a GenBank genome assembly
AUGCUAGUUAAGCGCCACUCAAAGGGACAAACCCCCAUCUCAAAAAUUAAACGUAAUAAUAGAGCUUACACUAAUAAGGCUGAGAUUGCCGAUCAAUUUAAUAAGGAUUUUGUCAAUGUGGGUCAAAACCUGGCCAAAAGAAUUGAAAAUUGUGAUGGAAGUCCGACCCAAUUCAUAAGAUCGACUCCAGUAGCUAGCUUUGUUUUGUCCUGUGUUACUGAAACCCAAGUAUGUUCACUACUUAAAGGUUUAAAUGAUCAUAAGUCAUCCCUAGAUAUUCCUAAUAAAUUAAUUAAAAUAGCUGCCCAGCCAUUGUCAGUACCUUUAACAUAUAUCUAUAACCAGUCUAUUGAAACUGGAAUUGUUCCUGAUAUUUUAAAAGUCUCACAAGUUUCCCCAGCGUAUAAGGGUGGUGAUGCUACAGACCCUAGCAACUAUCGGCCCAUAGCAACUCUCUCACCUUUUAGUAAAGUGCUCGAGCGUCUAGUCUAUAAUCAGUUAUAUUCAAUCAUAGAUAAACAUCAAAUCUUGUACAAAUAUCAGUUUGGAUUUAGGAAAGGAUAUUCCACUGAACAAGUUAUUCUUGAAAUUACUGACAAUCUGAAGCUAGCUACUGAUAAAGGUCAAAUAACAUGUGGUUUAUUUCUCGACCUAUCAAAGGCAUUUGACACAGUAAACCAUGAAAUACUGCUCUCUAAACUAUAUCUGUAUGGAAUUCGGGGUACAACACAUAAUUGGUUUGGAAGUUAUUUGCACAAUCGAGGACAAUAUGUUAAAAUUGACUCUACUAAAUCUAGCUAUGAAAAUAUUACCUGCGGUAUACCCCAAGGCUCGACUCUAGGUCCUCUUUUAUUUUUGCUCAUGUGAACGACUUACCAAACUGUGUCGACAAACUUUCGGUGCGGAGCUUUGCCGAUGACACCAAUUUAUUUUACUCUAGCGACAACUUAAAACAGCUUGAAUCCGUAAUGAAUCAAGAGCUGAAACAAAUUUAUAACUACUGUGCUCUAAAUAAGUUAUCUAUUAACACUGCAAAGACCAAUUAAUGUUAGUCUCAUCAUCUAGGUGCCACCCAAAGAUAAAUAUCACUGGUAUUGAACAGAAAGAUUACAUAAAGUACUUGGGAGUUUAUAUAGAUAAACAUCUCAAUUGGCAACCACAGAUACAACAUGUAAAUAAUAGAUUAGCUAAAAAUUUAGGAAUCCUUUCAAAACUAAGAUAUUACAUAGAUCUGAAUAUACUGAAACAAAUUUUUUACGCUUUGAUAUAUCCCUAUUUGAGUUACGGUAUUCUUGCUUGGGGCUGUGCCAGCAAAACCAGAUUAGAUUGUCUUCGUAUUAA